Messenger RNA from Menidia menidia (Atlantic silverside), 792 nucleotides. Lineage: Eukaryota; Metazoa; Chordata; Actinopteri; Atheriniformes; Atherinopsidae. The record is from the annotation of a GenBank genome assembly.
UUGUCCCUCCUCGCUUAUUGUACAUUUUCACAAUAUUAGCAUCUGUUAGCACUGAAAAUAGUUUCCACUGCGUGAUCAGACGAAUCAAUUGACCAAAUUCACAUGUUCAUUUAAAAGGGCCUCUGAUCAACAAGCCGCCGAUUUGUUGCUAAUCCUUCAACAUGGUCAAUGUACAUAAAGGUGUCCUCGUUGAAUGUGACCCUGCCAUGAAGCAGUUCCUCCUUUAUCUGGACGAAAAAAUGGCUUUAGGAAAGAAGUUCAUCCUUAAGGACCUCGAUGACACACAUGUCUUCAUCUUGGCAGAAGUGGUCCAAACCCUACAGGAACGAGUGGGAGAGUUAAUGGACCAGAAUUCAUUCCCCAUCACGCAGAAAUAACCCAUUGACCUUUGCAAAGAAUUGUCCUCCUUGGACGGUGAACUACUUAUCUUUAGACAUUCUUUCAGUUAAUUGAAAUUGAACCGUUGUUCAUCCUUUGUUACAUGAUAAUAAUAAAAAAAUAAUAAUGGCUUACAUUUUUGUGAGACUUUUUUUCUAUUACUAUUUCUGCAUCCACCACACUUUGAGACUUUUUUUGUCUGUGUUGCGUCAAAAGUUACCUCAUAACUUGGCAGAGCACCCAUGAAAACUGUUUUUCAAACCUGAAGAUGACCAUAAUUUUUAGGCAACUUUUCACUAUGUGCACUGAAAUAGGAUUGAAAUCAUGAAUCCCUAAUUAUCCUAGAAAAGGGAAAUGUAAUUGUCUUGAAAUAAUUAAUUUUGAUAAGCUGUAAAGAAAAUGUGAGUCACAAUA